AAGUUCUCGCAAAGAAUUAUAUAAAACUACUGGCACACAGUGUGUGUUACAGUUUGUGUAGGUGUGCUUGUAGAGCGCUGGUGUGGAGAGUUUGUGUUUAAUUCUUUUCAUAAACGUUGAGGAGGGAAUAAAAAACAUGAAUCCACAAAACGUCAUAUCCCUGCUGGUCGCGUUCUUCUCGCUGUCAUCAGCUCAACAGAAGGACCAAAUAGUGGACUAUAUUGGCAAGGGCAUCCAACGAGAGAUCGUGGCGGCCAAGCUGCCCAUCGUGGAAACCAUAGCCACUGUUGGCUCUUCGCAAUGUAAGCACGUAAAGAAAUUAGUUGGUGUCUCGUACGAACAGCUGCAGGGUGAGAACGAGCCUGAUUUAAAUCAAUUGAGGAUAUUUUAUAAAAACAGACGGUCCGCUAUAAACUUAAACAUAUCGGAAGCAGCUGGCUGGCUGCGGCAAGCGCGCCAAUAUGAACCGGAUAACAGAUUCAUAAUCUUUGUGCAUGGAUUCACAGAUAAUCCAACGAAAGAUAGCUUUACGAACAUUAGCUCAUCUUUUUUGAAGAACAAUCAUAACAGUGUAUUGGCUCUGGACGGUAGUUCCCUGAUCCGCUGGUUGUACCUGCGCUCCACCACGUACGUGCGCUUCAUUGGCCGCUCGCUGGCUGAACUACUCGCUGUGCUGGUUGGUUUCGGCCAGGAUCCUUCUCAGAUCCAUAUAAUCGGCCACAGUCUCGGAGCUCACAUCGCUGGCUUCACAGGCAAGACCUUCCAAGAGCUCACUCGCCGCAACCUCGGCCGGAUAUCCGGGUUGGAUCCCGCGGGACCCUGCUUUAGCCAUGUGGAUCCUGAACUGAGACUGAAGCAUACAGACGCUGACUUUGUAGAUGUUAUACAUACGGAUGCUGGCGUGUAUGGGAUAAAGGAUGCUGUGGGCCACGCGGACUACUUCCCCAACAGCGGCGCGAUGCAGCCUGAUUGCGUGCUGCAGACGUGCUCGCACUCCCGCGCAUGGCUGCUCUAUGGCGUAUCUAUAUUAUCUCCGGAUUCCUUCCCAGCUGUUAGGUGUGCGGAUUGGGAUGCUUUUAAAAAGGGACAGUGUGAGAAGGAAAUCAGUUACAUGGGCUACCCAGCUAAGCCAGGCACCAGGGGACAAUAUUAUCUCCAAACUGGAGACAAGUUUCCAUACAGUUUGGGCAAGGACGGCCUGCGGUAUGUGAAUAAUGAAGGCAUCGUUCAGAGUAUUGGAAAUAUUUUCGGAUGAUAACCAUUUAGUUAGAACUCAGUUUUUUAUUGUUUACAGGCCGUUACUGAGGUUCAAUUCAAAAUAACUAUGAGAUUUGCAUUCUUUUAUUUGGAUAUAUUUUAACAAAGAAGUGACAGUAUUGUAUAAUUUCAAUCUUGCGCAUCGUAGAAACACUAUGAUAUUAUUUAUGUAAUAGAGUAUAAUGUUUUAGCCUUUCAGUAAACUAUACGUCGAUUUUUUUAGUCAUUAUGUGGGAAAAUAUAGGGAUAGGUUUAAAUUUUAUUAAUAAUUUAUUUCUCUGUCUGUUUAGUCUGUAAUUAUUUCGUAUAAAAACCACUGGACCGAUUUCCAAAAAUUCUUUCAUUAUUAGAAAGCUGCAACUUCAUUGAGUGACUUAAUGGUCGUAUGGAACAACGGGAUAAGCCGGGCGUAUCUCUAGUUUUGUGAUAAAUUAUUGAUGUAAAUAAAACUCUUGUUUCGAGUG
This is a messenger RNA of Zerene cesonia (dogface butterfly), 1721 nucleotides long. RefSeq names its product pancreatic triacylglycerol lipase-like. Gene Ontology annotation, biological process: lipid metabolic process. Lineage: Eukaryota; Metazoa; Arthropoda; Insecta; Lepidoptera; Pieridae. The record is from RefSeq and is a predicted model, not a curated record. Bases 137 to 1255 code for a protein of 372 amino acids. The transcript has 9 exons. Gene Ontology annotation, molecular function: lipase activity.